This is a messenger RNA of Peromyscus eremicus (cactus mouse), 1844 nucleotides long. It is a transcript of the gene Akt1s1, whose product is annotated as AKT1 substrate 1. Gene Ontology annotation, cellular component: cytoplasm. NCBI's taxonomy places the organism in Eukaryota, Metazoa, Chordata, Mammalia, Rodentia, Cricetidae. Gene Ontology annotation, biological process: neurotrophin TRK receptor signaling pathway; negative regulation of protein kinase activity; negative regulation of TOR signaling. The record is from RefSeq and is a predicted model, not a curated record. The coding region runs from base 252 to 1181 and encodes 309 amino acids. The transcript has 5 exons.
AGAGCCCAUACGCCCUGUAGGCAUAUGAAGCCAUGCCGACGCCACGUCGGGGCGGGAGCCGUUCCCCUCCCCCUCGGUGGUAGGAGCGGAUUUCGGACGCGGGACGUCCGGCCGCCUGCCUUCGCCUGUUGUCAUGUGUGAGCACAGGCGCGCGGCCGUGCUUGUUGCUGGCAAGUCGAAACAGCGUAGCCGAAGCCUUUCGCCAUCUUUCCCAUGCGCGCUCCACGGUUGUCAUCGCUCCCUGCUUGCCGAUGGAGCUUCUGGUUGCUCUUCGAUUCGGGGCAUCCAGGGUAGGGGAGGCGGAGUGUACACAAUGGAGGCGGGGCAACUGCACGGAAGUGACGCAAGAAGCCGCCAUGCCCUUUGAGGGCGGCGACGGCGCCUGGCCGGCCAUGCUGGCUACGGGCACGGCGCGGAUGGCGUCUGGGCGGCCAGAGGAACUGUGGGAGGCCGUCGUGGGGGCCGCCGAGCGCUUCCGGGCCCGCACUGGCACAGAGCUGGUGCUGCUGACGGCAGCGCCGCCGCCCCGCCCAGGGCCCUGCGCCUAUGCCGCCCACGGCCGCGGAGCCCUGGCAGAGGCCGCCCGCCGCUGCCUCCACGACAUCGCACAGGCACACAGAGCUGCCACCGCCACCCGACCUGGUCCCCCACCGGCACCACAGCCGCCCAGCCCUGCUCCUAGCCCUCAGCCUCGGCCAGCCCUGGUGAGGGAGGAUGAGGAGGACGAGGAGGACGAGCCCACUGAGACAGAGACUUCUGGGGAGCGGCUGGGCGGUAGCGAUAAUGGAGGACUCUUCAUGAUGGAUGAGGACGCCACUCUCCAGGACCUGCCCCCCUUCUGCGAGUCAGACCCGGAGAGUACAGAUGACGGCAGCUUGAGUGAGGAGACCCCCGCCGGCCCCCCGGCCUGCCCCAAGCCCCCGGCCGCAGCCCUGCCCACCCAGCAGUACGCCAAGUCCCUGCCCGUGUCGGUGCCAGUGUGGGCCUUCAAGGAGAAGAGGACGGAGGCGCGAUCGUCAGAUGAGGAAAACGGCCCGCCCUCCUCGCCAGAUCUGGACCGCAUCGCUGCUAGCAUGCGGGCCCUGGUGCUGCGGGAGGCCGAGGACACCCAGGUCUUUGGGGACCUGCCGCGGCCGCGGCUCAACACCAGCGACUUCCAGAAGCUGAAGCGGAAAUACUGAGCGGACAGAGCGCCGGGCGGGCUGAGGGCGGCGGAAGGCCGUGCGCUCCGCCGCGGUCUUGGAGCCUUCCUCCGCCCAGCAACAGGACAUUCUUCCCGGGAUUGGCCCGUUCGCAAACGCUCGCUGGGUCAGCUCCGUUUCUUGCCUAGCAACAGCAGCUUUACCCGCGGGAGCCCGGGCGCGGGACGGUGGCCGCGGACGGUGGCGGCUCCCCGAUGUCCCGAGAGCCGCAGGCCGCCCUUCUGCAGUCCCCUCCCGAUUGGCCCUGGCCUCCUGGGGGCGGGCCGAGCCCUCCCGGUCCCAGCGUUGGCCGAGGCCUGGACUUUGUUACACUACGGGGCUGGUUUUUUGUUUUUGUUUUUGCCCUAGUCCUGACACUUGGAUCCGGUUCCCCACGGGGACAGUCCGGUCCUGCGCUGCGUCUGACGCCCCCAUAGGUUACACCCCACAACAGCCUGUCCAUCAAAGUCUGUCCUUUACCCAGGACAGUACCAGCUUCCCGUCCCCCGACCCCAACAGGUGCCUUAAAGGGCCCUCUCCCACCCAAGGUAGGGGGCAGGGGGCCUCUACCGCUCUCCGGCCCUGGCCCUGGGUGCGGGGGAGUGGGCUGGGGGCCGGGAGUCGGGAGGGCGCUCUGAGAGAUUAAAGUUUUACCUCUGACCA